GGAGGUCUGAUUUUGUCUCAACUUUUUCAUUUGAGUCCUUUUUCGUCUGUCUGAGAAAUGUGUUACAUGGUGUGCAGGUAUGUUGUGCGAUGAAUUCAGCUACGGUUCCCGGUCAAUGCCUCCAAAGCCUUCGUGUUUGGCAUCGUCACCUGUCCGGCACGGCAGAAUGUUUUAUUAGCUGAGCCAAGAGAAGAGUCCUGCUUUAUCGAUUAGAUCCCUUUGCACGUGUCACCAUGGAUCAGAGACUGGCCGUUCCCAUAGCGACGAUCAAAACAAGCCUGCCGACAGAAGCCGCAUCUAAGGAUCAUCACAAUAACCACGGUAUUUACGGCUCAAUUCGCCUGGCGGUAAUGCCUCUGUGUGCAACAUUAGGCCGUGUUAUCUCAACUUGUGUUUGUUAGGCUCAUCCACCUCUGCUCCUGCGUGGACUGUAACACACUUUGUACCAUCCGUGCACAUACACUUCAUGUCCUUCUAUGAUCAUUGGUUCCCUCCCCCUGGUCUCAUCAGUACCAGGUGACACAUGCAAAGACAUGUACGGAGCCUCCUUCAACCAUUACAUCGUUACAGAAAUGAGUCUGGAAGAUGCUCUACAGGUGUAAAAUGUUGUUUCAUAUAUUAACAGUGUUCCAUCUCAUCGAAUUCACGUCUCUGCCAUUCAAAUAGGUAUUGUCUUCUCUGCUGUAACGUCUCCGCUGCUGCUGCUGCUGCGGCUUUGUCCGAUCAAGCUCGAUUGAAAGCAAAGGACAUUUUAUUCCAACUGCAGCCCUUUUUUCACAAACCAAGUCAUUUUCACCCAGAGCAGAUACAGGCGCAACUGAAGUGACCGAGCCAUCUGGAUACCUGGGGAGGAAGGUGAUGAUCUCUGCGAAGCAGAACAGUGUCUGCAUACAAAGAUACUUUCAUCCACCUGACCCACAAGACUUGGGUGGAUGCAGUAGGUUAUUCACAGGUUGGAAUAUUGUAAUCUUCUGGGGGCCUCAUCUGGAUGCUGAUGCUUACUCUGGUUCUCUCCUGAGCACAGGCAGCUGAUUUCAAAAAUCACACUUAGUGAGCCAAUAAAUUGCUGGAGCAUUUAUGGAUGAAGUCUGGAUUCUGGGCUGCUAUGAGGCUUCUGAACCCUUUUAUUUAAAUUCAGAGGAUUGGAAAACUACCUUCAAUUUAUGGAAAAUACAAAAUUAAAAAGAAUUCAGUUAAACCCACUUUGAAAAUCUAAAAUGCAUUGACAUAUGUGGCCUGUGAUGAACUAAAGCCAUUUCAACCCUCUUAUCCCUUUUUGUCCUUUCAAACAAAGAGUCUUGGCGUGAUGAGACUUUAUUGUGGGUGCUAUCGUUAAUGCACAUGGAUCUUAAAUGACAUAAAAUCUCCUCUCAGGACCUGAAUACAAAACCCCACAAGCAGUGUGGACGACAGAGUGCAUGUUUUGGACAUGAUGCUCUUCAAAUAAUUAGGCAUUUAAGCCCUAACCCUUUCUUUAAAUAAGUAAAGUGAAUCUAGUUCUCAAAAAAGGACCAAAUAAAAUUGAAACUGUUUCCAAACUGUUGACUGGUAAGGUGUGAAAUGGCUGCCAUGCCCACCUGCCAUCAAAAGGAAUUAGGUUCACACAGAGAAACCUCCAGAAGGUGUAAUAUCUGUAUUUUCUCGGUGACCAGUGUAUCCUCUUUGUGACACAGGAGCUGUGGAGGCGAUGCAGAAAUUCUGCUUUUGUUCAAUCCAUGAUAUAUUUAUCCGAUGAGUAUUUCCUUGCACAUGUUGAAAGUUUCCUGUCUGUGAAAUCAACACAUUUCGCUGUUGUGCGAGAGAGCUUUCUUUUAUCUCUGAAAUUGAGGUGGUUCUUUCUCUGGUCGACUGAAUGAAUGAAUUUCAAAGGAAGCCAACAAUGCGUGUGUAGGCCUUUUGCAAAUUUUCAAAUUGGGAUGGAUGAAUGAAAAAAACGAAACAAUAGAAAAGUAAUAACCUGGCGAAGCACACUUGAAAACCAGAGCUUUUGUGAAGGACUUUUUCCCCAUGGAAACCCACGUCUAUGACGCAUCUCACUUGUCUUCGUGAUCAAACCCUUAAUUGAGGCGUUUCACUUAAUAGACAGCACUCAAAUGAAAAAAGGACUUUAUUCUUGACCUCGUAUUGGAAAUAUGGAGCGGAUUGUUGGCUCUGAAUUAUUAGGGUUAAGAGUAAGUUACCGUGUCCUCCUCCAUUGAGGUUCUGAUGUGAGGAGAGAUGGGAUUCACUCCUUCACCGUCGACUUUGACUCUGGAGGCCGAGCACAUCAGUGACCUUAAGACACUCGAGAAACGCAGCCGUCUCACGAAUUCAAGAUUGUCUGACCGUAACAAUAGAGACCUGCAAAGAGGCUCCCUCGCCGCCGCAACCCGUGGCCAUGAUGGGUCUCUAAGCAACAAGCGCUAGAGCAUGAAAAAGGAACAGAAUCCACUUAAUUACGUGCCGAUGAAAUCUGCCUCCUGUCUGUUGGGGCGAGAAAAGAAAGAGAGGAGCAGCCGUGGAUGACAUUAGUAUUUUUUAUUUACAGAUCGAUUUUACUUUAGUUAUAAACUCUCUUAGUUUAGUGCUGCUGAAUGAUGUCUUUCUGUGGACAGAUUCGUGUUUUAUGGCAAGGAAAUGUUCUAAUGAUAAAAUAGAGGAAAAGUUAUGCGCAGAAAGGGCUGAAAUGAGAUGGAGUUGAAACAUUAUUCGAUGAAGAGCAUUUUUGACUUUACAGUCCUCCUCUUUCUUAAUUAUUGUGUCACGCAUUGCUCAUAUGAUCUGGUGCUGGCUCACAAUCAUCUGAAGGUGGAGUGUCCUACUGACUUUUAAUAAGACUCCAACUGUUUGCCUUGCAUGCAGCCUGUCACAGGAGUUGCUAGGGAACAUCUUAAGGCAGCAUUUGGUGCGAAUGUAAAUAUUUAAAGUAAGGUGUGCACGUGAUACUGCAGCACAUUUAGUUUUACUUUUCAUGUUCUGCCAAACAAUACCCCAAAUAUUCUUGAAUUUCCUUUUAGGGUUAUAGAUAUCUACUUUUAUAGCCUCCCAGCUUUGAGACGUGAGACAUGAGAAUGAGGUAUUUCACCAGAUAUAGUGGGAAAACAAAUCAGGAUAAAGCGUUAAUUAUCUGUAAAUGUAUAUACGCAUAUAUGCAGCUGUGUGUGGUGCUUGUGAUCUAGGUCGGUUCUGCUGGCUGGAUCCUGUCACAUCGGUUGGCUCAGCCUCUGAUGUCACUGAGUGCGGCGCGGGUCUCCAGUGCGCAGCGUCAGGGACGCAGCCGUCGUGGCACAGACAGCGAGUUCUCUCCUCGUCAACGCACGCAAUCAUACCCAGAAACCUUUUGGUUCCUUCGGGCGUCCGGAUUUCAGUCUCCGGCCGAGCAUCCCGCCUCGCAAACGGCGUUGAGAACUUUAGUUUGCGGCAGAAAGAGGAACAGCAGCCCGGUUGGGAGUUCAGCACCAUGGACAGCGGCGUGGUGCACAUCUACAAAGAGGACAGGUGUCCCUCGGGCCAGCUGGAGGACUGUUUCCAAAACUUCACCUGGCCAACGGGCUCGUCGGACAUCUUCAACAACACACACAACGGCACCUGGGACACGGAACCCGAGCCCAUGUCGCCCAUUAUUCCCAUUAUCGUCGCCGUGUACUCCGUGGUGUUUGUGGUGGGCUUAGCGGGAAAUUGUCUGGUGAUGUUUGUCAUUGUCAGAUACACCAAAAUGAAAACCGCCACCAACAUCUACAUCUUCAACCUGGCCGUGGCCGACGCUCUGGUCACCACCACCAUGCCCUUCCAGAGCACCGACUACCUGCUCAGCUCCUGGCCCUUUGGUGAGGUGGUGUGCAAAGUCUUCAUCUCCAUCGAUUACUACAACAUGUUCACCAGCAUCCUGACGCUGACCAUGAUGAGCGUGGACCGCUACGUGGCCGUGUGCCACCCCGUCAAGGCCUUGGAUUUCCGAACGCCCGUCAAGGCCAAGAUCGUCAACGUGAUCAUCUGGGUGCUGUCGUCCGCCGCCGGGAUCCCCGCCAUGAUACUCGGCAGCACCAAGACCAAUAACGGGACCACGGAGUGUGCCCUCCAGUUCCCUGACCCCUACAGCUACUGGGACACCCUGAUGAAGAUCUGCGUGUUCAUCUUCGGCUUCGUGUUACCCGUCAUCAUCAUCUCCGUCUGCUACACGCUGAUGGUCAUGCGGCUGAAGAGCGUGCGCCUGCUGUCCGGCUCGCGCGAGAAGGACCGCAACCUGCGGCGGAUCACCCGCCUGGUUCUGGUGGUGGUCGCCGUCUUCGUGGUGUGCUGGACGCCCAUUCACAUCUUCGUCCUGGUCAAGGCCCUCUACGGCCAGGUGCCGGAGACCACCGCUGUCAUGGCCGCCUACUUCUUCUGCGUGGCGCUGGGCUACACCAACAGCAGCCUCAACCCCAUCCUCUACGCCUUCCUGGAUGAGAACUUCAAGAGGUGCUUCAGGGAUUUUUGCUGCCCCGGCGCCCAAGGACACAGGGACUCCCACGGGCUGAGCCGGGUGAGGAGCACCCUGCGGGAUCACUCGUGUCCCCCAGACGGCCGAGGAGACGCGAGGCGGGCCAGGAACGUAUGACUAGCCAUGGACUCGGCCUCGAUGCCCUCUCAGAUCUGGGAGGACUCCAAUGACCUGGGACUGACCCAGAUCUCCACCACCUGCUGAGGGACGUAAGCGAGAGCUGGCUGAGGCGUGUUUGUUAACCAGUAUUAAGUUAGUACAGAUGAAGCAUUUCUUUCUCGGCUCGUUCAUAUGAACAGAGGAAGGAAGAAAAUUAGAUUCUGGUAUUAAUGCAUUUUGUUUAGCUUGUAGGACGUUUUAGAGGUUACUCAAGUCUCUUGGGUCAAAUUACCAAACAGGUAAAUGUGGCCCUUUUACUAAGUAGAAUCUGCGAAAACGGCUGACAAUUGUGUAUACAACCAUAUAGACAAUAUGCAUACUAGUAUUGAAACAACAUGUUGUUGUUGUUGUUUAUUCAUGGUUUUUGUUGACAUUUAGAAGAAAUAUGGUGUAAGACCAGACUUAUCCUUUGAAAUAAUACUAAAAUUAAAAGAUGCAUCUUAUCACAACCCAGUCAGAUGCUAAAUCACUGAAUAUUCUUUAAUGUUGUAUAAAGCUGAAAUCUAACUCAAAACCGGUAUUUUGUUACAUGUUACUUCACAUAUCGUUCAACGGGAAAAUAUGGAGAAAGAUGUCCAGACGAGACAAACCAAAAGUAUUUCAUUGUGUAAAUUGAUGACAUUUUAUUCACUUGUCAACAACGGUGUUGUGACCAUUGCUUUAAACCUGUUUGAUGUGAAUUGUGGUUUGGUCCUUUGCUGAAUUGUACAUUUCCGAAUAAUCUAUAUUAUUGUAGAAUGUAAUAUAUUUAUUAACCUCUCAGGGAUCUUUCUCUGUAUUUCACCACAAGAAGAUACAAAGCCAGUGUAUUUUCUUCAAGGCAAGACGGCUGUUUUUUGAUGAAGCUAAACAGUGAGCUCGGUGUUCCCUCAAAUGCAUCUUGUUCUUUCAGAAACUAUCAUUAUGACAUUAAGUCUGACACGGCACCUUUAUGGAUUUCCAGCCUUAAUGCUGCUCUCAUCGGGGAGGUGUCAACUAUUGUAGAUAGUGUUGCCAUCCUGGCAUGUUAUUGUCUGAUAUACUAGUAAAUGUGAAAAGCGGGUAACAGGGCUCCUUGAGAAUAACACACUGUAUCUGCGCGACAUGUCGCUGGGUGUUGAGUGAAGCUGAGUGUCCUGUAAAUCUGUGCUCAUCAAAAGGAACAUAAAAAUGGAUUCGUGGGUUUAUCCUGAAGGUAAAAUAGCUUUUACUUCAGCAAAAAAAAAACGCGACUGAUUUACUGUCGUGGUUUCCUUAAUCGUCGUAGCUUUUAUAGGAGUCGUGAAAUCAACGCCUGUUGUAGAGCAACCCACUAAUGUGUCUAAUAACGUAACGUAAAUCUGAUAAAAACGUGUUUUUGCGCCUGGUCUUAUUCGCCCUCUGGCCGUUACGCUUGCUCAAAAAAUCUGCAUUUAGCCACAUCCAUGUUUGGGAUUACUUUUGGUACGGUAAUCUUUUAGUGUAAGCGUUGUAGCAUCAUCCGUAAGUGAACGGAAGCUGAGUAUGAAUCAAUUUUGGUUACACUAUGUGUUUCUUAACUAUUCUAAUAAUACUGUUAUUUAUUCGAUGGAAAUGAUUGUAUCCAAAUGAUUGAACUCCACCCAGUUUCGAGCACCAUAUACUGCGUGUAUAUUGUACUGCUGCAUUGUAAAUGAACUGUAUCGGUUGGAUUUCUUGCCGUAUGUUUUCAGCUCUGAAAGUAGAACCUUGCUUCGCACAUGUGCAACAACGCCACAAUAAAGCUUGCAAUUGGAA
Molecule: messenger RNA, 6352 nt
Organism: Gasterosteus aculeatus aculeatus (three-spined stickleback)
Lineage: Eukaryota; Metazoa; Chordata; Actinopteri; Perciformes; Gasterosteidae
Gene: oprk1
Product: opioid receptor, kappa 1
Biological process (GO): neuropeptide signaling pathway; G protein-coupled opioid receptor signaling pathway; sensory perception of pain
Cellular component (GO): neuron projection; plasma membrane
Molecular function (GO): neuropeptide binding; dynorphin receptor activity
Source: RefSeq, a predicted model, not a curated record